Messenger RNA from Lodderomyces jiufengensis, 2607 nucleotides. RefSeq lists its product as uncharacterized. The record is from RefSeq and is a predicted model, not a curated record. Bases 1 to 2607 code for a protein of 868 amino acids. Gene Ontology annotation, biological process: termination of RNA polymerase II transcription. Gene Ontology annotation, cellular component: cytoplasm; mRNA cleavage factor complex. Lineage: Eukaryota; Fungi; Ascomycota; Pichiomycetes; Serinales; Debaryomycetaceae. The transcript has a single exon. Gene Ontology annotation, molecular function: RNA polymerase II complex binding; mRNA binding.
AUGAAUCUCCAAAAUUUAAGUUCAGAAGGUUUAAGAUUUAAAAAUGAAUUGGAACAAUUAACAACAGCCAAAAAGAAUAUAAUAACCGAUUUAACAACACUUGCAGAUACAUUUAAAGGUACAGCUGCUAGGGAAAUUUGUGAUAUUUUGGAGCACCGUAUAUAUACGGUCACUCCAGUACGCAAAUUGUAUACCCUUUACUUAAUAGAUAGUAUCUGUAAAUUUGUUAAAAAUCCAUAUAAUAUUUUAUUCAGUCAAAGGAUUUUUGAUAUAUUUAGAUAUUUAUACACUCAAUCAUCAGAAGGGAAUCUUAGAGCAAGUUUGAAAGAAACAUUCUACACUUGGCAAGAUGCUGAAGCUGGUGAAGAGAUAUUUCCAAGAGAAACUCUAAACAAAAUUGAUGAUUUAAUUCUUAAAAUUAUAAAAAAUGAUAGAUCAUCUUCAACACCUGAUGCUUUACUUUAUAGAGGAAGACAAUUAUUGGGUAUAAUAUUAAGAUUAAAUGCAGAUCUUGAUCAAUUGAGAAAAGAGUCAAGUUUUUUAGUUAAAUCAGAAAUUUCAAGAAUUGAAGGUUUUGAAAUUAGACGAAAUAAUUUAAUAUCAAAAAUUAAUGAUAUAUCAGAUUUAUUAGAAGCUGAUUUAAAUCGAGGAUUAACUUAUGAUAAUAAUGGGUUUAGUUAUUUUGAUGACAGUUAUAACGAAAUUCAAAAAAGUUUAGAUGCUCAAUUCAAAGAACAAGAUAAAUUUUUAGAACAAAGUUGGAGUAGAAUUAAUAAAAUUAAAAAAAGUCAAUAUAGGAAAAGAGUAAAAGAAGAAAAAGAAUAUAACAGAAGAUUGUAUUUAGAAGCAAAUAAAGUCAUUCUAGAUAGAGCCCCUAAGAUGGAAUUUUUUCCAAAUUCAAUAAAUCAAAUCAAUUUUACAGAUUUUUUAAAAGGUUUUGGUAAACCAGUUACAAAAUACAUUACUCAAUUCAAAUUUGAAGAAGAUGAUAAUAGAAGAGAACAAAGUUUUGCUUCUGGUUUUGGUAAUGCUAAUCAAUCAAUUGGUUCAAAUGAUACUAGUUCAUUAGAUAAUAACGUGGUUAAAGUUAAAAAAGAAAAAGAAUCAAAUGAACAACCAACUACGAUUGACAUGCUCGGAUUAUUUGGUGGCGCUGGUAGCUUAAUUCUUGGAUCUGGAGCAAAUGCAAUUGAAGAAAAUUCAAGAUCAAAUGAAGAAUCAAAUGAAAAUUCAAUUUUGAAUAACACAAACUCAACUAUUAAUCAUCAAACUGUUCAAAAUAAUUCAUCAAAUGAUAUGAGUUUAGUUUCGAAUAAUUCAAAUGGUUUUGGAUCAUCAUUAUUAUUUCCAACAGAUCAAUUAAAUUUAAAUUCGAAUCCUAAUGAUACUAAUGAAGAUUAUGAUUAUUCAGCAAAUUAUCCACCACCACCAAAAGAAAAAUCACCACAUAAUCAAUUUGUUGCAAUAAAAGGAGAACCUGGUACCUUUGAAUUUUCUGAACCUUUAUCAAGUAAUAAUAUAGUUGAUCAAGCCAACGAAGUUUAUGACAUCAGUUCUGAUGAGGAUGUACAAAGUGAUGUUGAACAAAAUUAUUCAGAUAGUGAAUCAACUGUUUCAAAUACAAGUAAAGGAAUUGAAUCUCAAAGUUUUUCAACUACAGCAAACCAUCAAACUCAAAAUUUUGGUCAAAGAAGUAUUUCAAACAAUCAAGUUCAUUUAGAUGAAUCACAAACUCAAUUUAAUCAAUCUCAUCCUGCUGAUCAAACUCAAGAACUAAAAGAAAAAGAGAAAGAAUUAAUAGAAGAAGAAAAAUCAGAUUCACUGGAGUUAAUGGAAGAUGAUCAAACAAAUUUGAAUAGAUUGGGAUUACAUUUAAACCUUGAUGGUAGAGAAUCAAGUCCUCAUAUUUAUAGACCACCAACUCCACCAAAUCAAGGUCAUAGUUCAAAACAAAGUAGUCCAAUUACUAUUUCAUCAAUGAAUGGAAUUAAUAAAGAAUCUGAUUCUGAUAGUGAAAAUGAUUUACCACCAAUUGCUCCUCGUCCUCCAACUCCUCCACAAGUUGCUGGUGAAACAAAUGCAAAAUCAAUUUCACCAUCAUCAAAUAAUGAGAGUCCAAUAGAAGAAAGUGGAACUUUAGGUGAACCAUCAACAAAUGGUUUAGAUCAACCAAAUAAAACUAUUGAAUCAUUUAGUGAAACAAAUGGUACAACUGAGUCAACUGAAACAAAUGAAUCACCAAAAUCUCCAAUUACUCAACCAUCACCUUCUUUAGGUCCUAAAAAAUUAAGUUUUUCAGCGUAUAGAUCAGCAAGAAGAAAUUCAGAUAUUCCCCCACCAAUUGAUAACUCAACAGGUUUGGGAUUAACUUUUGGUAAUACAAAUAAUAAUAAUAAUAUUAAUAACAUUGGAAUUACUGGUAAUUCUAAUGGUCUUAAAUCAAUAUUAAAAAAAAAUAAUUAUAAUAAUAAUAAUCAUACCACUAAUGAAAGAAGAUUUAGUGAAGAAAUUGCAUUAAUGAAAAAAAGAAGAUUAAGUUUAGAUGAUGAAGAAGAAGCUGAAAAUCCUAUUCCAACUAAAAGAGUCAGAUUUUUAGAUGCCUUAUAA